AUGAUAUCGUCCAAUACAAGAGACAUACUACUUCUUCUACAGUUGAUACAUUCCAAAGGAUUGAUCGACCCGAAAUCCGUCAACAAGAAUGAGAAAAAACUAGCUGGCAUUGGAAAAGACUGGUUGAACCAUAAGAGUACACAGCUAAGUAUUAUACAGGGAGACUUACAUGCCAUGAAAGCUGCUCCAACUCCGGAUCAAAUAGUUAAAACGUACCAGGAAUUACUUGAACAAAAUAGUGAGUGCCGGAAUACCACAGACUUGGCCAACAAGUAUUAUUAUGCCAGGAUAAUAGAAGUUGAAGAGAAGAUAAAGGAGAAUAAGGACGAGUUCAGGAAGGAGCUUGAAGUGAACAAGGUGAACUAA
Molecule: messenger RNA, 366 nt
Organism: Dujonia railenensis
Lineage: Eukaryota; Fungi; Ascomycota; Pichiomycetes; Serinales; Debaryomycetaceae
Source: the annotation of a GenBank genome assembly